Messenger RNA from Gekko japonicus, 1092 nucleotides. RefSeq names its product UDP-GlcNAc:betaGal beta-1,3-N-acetylglucosaminyltransferase 4 (gene B3GNT4). Gene Ontology annotation, molecular function: hexosyltransferase activity. The record is from RefSeq and is a predicted model, not a curated record. The transcript has a single exon. NCBI's taxonomy places the organism in Eukaryota, Metazoa, Chordata, Lepidosauria, Squamata, Gekkonidae. Bases 1 to 1092 code for a protein of 363 amino acids. Gene Ontology annotation, cellular component: membrane.
AUGCAUCCCAGGAUAAGAAAAUUUGCCAUGUACAUUUUGUCCAUCUUCUUGCUUGCGUGCCUGGUGUACUUAAAGAGGGACACCAAGUCGGUUGUGUCUGCAGCAAGCAGGAAAACGCACAAGCCGCAUCAGAAGCAUGCCUCCUGGUUCCCCAAACGGGCGGAGCCUAGCAAAUGCACACCCGACCUUACCGUUGCCAAUUCCUCUACCUCCCUCCCCGAGGUCCACCGGGUCUUCUUGAUGUACAAGCACUGCCGGCACUUUCCGACGUUGCUGAAGCCGACCGGAUGUGACGCCGACACCUUCCUGCUGCUGGCUAUCAAGUCUGCCCCCAUCAACAUCGAUCGCCGGGUGACCAUCAGGAACACGUGGGGAAAGGACCCCGUCGUCGGUGGCAAAUCGGUGAAGCUGCUGUUCCUGCUCGGUCGCUCGGAGGUCAAAGUCCGGGCUCACUCCCUCCAGCAGCUUUUGGUGUACGAGAGUCAGGAAUUCGACGAUAUCGUCCUGUGGGAUUUUGUCGACAACUUCUUCAACUUGACCCUGAAGGAGCUGCACUUCCUCCGAUGGUACGCCACCGACUGUCCACAGGCCCGCUUUGUGCUGAAAGGGGACGACGACGUGUUUGUCAACACCUACAAUAUCGUGGCGUUCCUGAGAGACCUGGACCCUCAGAAGGAUCUCCUCGCUGGUGAUGUCAUCAGCAAAGCCCGACCGAUAAGAAACACCAACACCAAGUAUUUCAUACCAGAAUCGAUGUACCGGGAGCCUUUCUACCCCCUCUACGCCGGUGGCGGCGGCUAUGUCAUGUCCCAGACGACGGUGCGACGGCUGCAGUUGACGGUCGAGGACACGGAGCUCUUCCCGAUCGAUGAUGUCUUUGUUGGGAUGUGUCUGGCCAAAAUGGGGAUGACCCCAGUUCACCACACUGGCUUUAAGACCUUUGGAAUCCAGAGGCCCUUUAAUCCGUUUGAUCCCUGUCUGUACAAAGAACUGAUGAUUGUACACAAACUGAGCCCAACGGAGAUGUGGGUCAUGUGGACGCUGAUGAAAGACGGCGGACUUAGAUGUGCCAUUUCAGUCGCUCACGAAUGA